UGUCAGCUAUACAGAGCUCCAAUCGAUAAAGGUCACCUUGAAACGUCAAAUUGUGUCACCUUGGUUGCUGCUGAGCGGGCAUACAAAAAGAGAAUUUACCUUUUUCUCCGCUAAAUUUCGCAAAUUUUGGAUAAAUUUUCGUAAUUAUUGUAUCGAGUGACAAGCGAAGCAGUUCCAGUGCGUGCUAAAAGGCAUAAACCAACGUACGUGCGUCGAAAUCUCAAUACCUCAGUGUGUGCUAAACGGUUAAAGCAGCGGAUGCAAUCUGUGCGCCAAAGAGUAAUAAAUAGUUGUUGAACAGUCUUAAGUCUGGACACUUUCGCUGCACUCCAGUACAAUAAAUAGACCGUUGAAAUUGAAACAUAGUUUAAAAUACUCAUAGUUUAAAACGCGUUUUACAGUAUAACUGAAAUUUUGGUACGAAUUCAUUGCAUAAAUUAUUGAAUAUUGUUUAUUUAAUUAAAAGCAAAGUAGUAAAGGAAAAAAUGCCAAACGAACGUUUCAUUGAGCGUGGCUCACAUAAGGGCAAGGGACUUGCAGUUUUCACCAGUGGUGGCGACUCACAGGGCAUGAACGCCGCUGUGCGCGCGUGUGUGCGCAUGGCUAUCUACUUGGGAUGCAAGGCCUACUUCAUUCGCGAAGGCUACCAGGGCAUGGUUGAUGGUGGUGACAACAUUGUUGAAGCUAAUUGGGCAUCUGUGUCUUCGAUUAUUCAUCGUGGUGGUACAGUUAUAGGUUCAGCACGUUGCGCUGAAUUCCGCGAACGUGCCGGUCGUCUAAAGGCCGCUUUCAAUUUGAUUCAAAAAGGAAUCUCCAACUUGGUUGUCAUUGGUGGCGAUGGCUCACUUACUGGUGCUAAUUGCUUCCGUAAUGAGUGGUCCGGUCUGUUGGAUGAGCUGCUCGAGUCCAAGAAAAUUACACCCGAGCAACGCAAAAAGUUCGACGUGCUACAUAUUGUCGGCAUGGUCGGUUCCAUUGAUAAUGACUUUUGCGGCACCGAUAUGACUAUUGGUACCGAUUCAGCUCUUCAUCGCAUCAUUGAGGCUAUCGACGCCAUUGUGAGCACCGCCUACUCGCAUCAACGUACAUUCAUUAUGGAGGUCAUGGGUCGUCAUUGCGGCUAUCUGGCACUUGUAGCCGGUCUUUCCAGUGAGGCUGAUUAUAUAUUUAUACCUGAAAAUCCCCCCCGCGCAGAUUGGCCCAAUAGAUUAUGUCAGCAAUUGUCGCAGGAGCGUAAUGCCGGUCAACGCUUGAACAUCAUCAUCGUUGCCGAGGGCGCCAUCGAUCGUGAAGGCAAUCCCAUCACCGCUGAGGAUGUGAAAAAAGUGGUUGUUGACAAGCUGCAGCAGGACACGCGUAUCACUGUGCUCGGUCACGUGCAACGUGGUGGCAAUCCGAGCGCCUUCGAUCGUGUUUUGGGCUGCCGCAUGGGCGCCGAAGCUACGCUGGCACUUAUGGAGGCCACUUCCGACUCGGUGCCAUGCGUUGUCUCAUUGGACGGCAAUCAGGCGGUGCGCGUGCCGCUGAUGGAGUGCGUGGAACGCACCAAGGAAGUUGCACAAGCGAUGGCGGAGAAAAACUGGGAAUUGGCAGUGAAAUUGCGCGGACGCUCGUUCGAACGCAAUUUGGAGACCUACAAGAUGUUGACACGCCUGAAGCCACCAAAGGAGCUCGUCGAAAGCGGACGGCAGGGUUACCGUUUGGCGGUUAUGCACAUUGGCGCACCCGCUUGCGGCAUGAAUGCUGCCGUACGCAGUUUUGUGCGUAACUGYAUUUAUCGUGGCGACACCGUUUUCGGCGUACAUGACGGCAUUGAGGGUCUCAUUGCUGGCAACAUCAAGGAAAUGGGCUGGUCUGAUGUAACCGGUUGGGUAGGUCAAGGUGGCGCUUUCCUCGGCACUAAGCGCACGCUACCCGAAGGCAAAUUCAAGGAGAUUGCCGCACGUCUUAAGGAAUUCAAAAUCCAAGGUUUACUCGUUAUUGGUGGUUUUGAGGCCUAUCAUGCGUGCGGUCAAAUUUCCGAUCAACGACCMAACUAUCCCGAAUUCUGUAUCCCAAUGGUAGUUGUACCAUCGACUAUUUCGAAUAAUGUUCCUGGCACCGAAUUCUCGCUCGGCUGCGAUACUGGUCUUAAUGAAAUCACCGAAAUCUGCGAUCGCAUACGUCAGUCGGCGCAGGGCACAAAACGUCGUGUCUUCGUUAUUGAGACAAUGGGCGGCUAUUGCGGUUAUCUCGCCACUCUGGCGGGCUUAGCUGGCGGUGCUGAUGCCGCAUACAUUUACGAGGAGAAAUUUUCCAUUAAAGAUCUGCAACAGGACGUCUAUCACAUGGCAUCCAAAAUGGCUGAGGGUGUGCAGCGUGGUUUGAUUUUGCGCAAUGAAAAGGCAUCUGAGAACUACAACACCGAUUUCAUACAUCGUCUUUACUCGGAGGAAGGCAAGGGGCUGUUCUCAUGCCGCAUGAAUAUUUUAGGUCACAUGCAACAGGGUGGCUCACCAACACCAUUCGAUCGUAAUAUGGGCACCAAAAUGGCGGCCAAAUGCGUUGAAUGGUUGAAUGGACAAAUCAAGCAAAAUACCAAACCGGAUGGCACUGUACGUUGUGAGAGCAACGAUUCAGCCUGUCUGCUCGGCAUUGUACGUCGCCAGUACCGUUUCACACCGUUGGCUGAUUUGAUUGCCGAAACUAACUUCGAGCAACGCAUCCCCAAGACACAGUGGUGGCUGAAAUUGCGUCCACUGUUGAGAAUUCUAGCCAAACAUGACUCUGCCUAUGAAGAAGAGGGUAUGUACAUUACCGUAGAAGAGGAGUGUGCUACCGAUGCCGUUGCUUAAGUAUUGGCUACAACACAAAAUAGUCGUGUAGCAAGUGACAAACACACACGCACACACACAUUAAAGUAUAUGUUACUCGUAUUAAAACAUCGCCAGUUGCAAUAAAGUAUAAGCUACCGCGAAAGCGUCAAAGUUUGAAAGAAAAACAAAAAGCAAAACACAUUCAUGAACAAAUAAAUACAGAAGUAAAUAGUAAACAUACAUACAUAUAAAUAUAUUUAUCUCAUCACAUGGUGCUUUGUUAGGUUAGCAAAGUACAUCAUUAUUUUAUUUAAAUAACUAUUAUGUUAAAUACAUUCACAAACAUUUAAAAACUACAUACACACACACACAUGUACACACAAAUUUGUUUCAUAAUGUGAAGAAAAAAAUUACACUUGAAAGUUGUUAACAAAAAAACUCAGGUUCUAGCACAAUUCUACAAAAACUCUGUUUAAUGUUGAGUAACAGUAGGAGCAACCGAAAAUGUAUAUUUUAUGUGCAUCAAAAAACAAAAAACAAAAAAAAAUAUCGCUUUAUGGCAUUAAUAUUUUCAUGACUUUUUCGUUUUUAAUUUUAUUUUUAAUAUUUUCGAUAAUUUAACUUUAAUUUUUAACUCUCGUUUUGUCACACUGCUUGCUUGAGUAGCUGCCGCUUAUUGUAGUAUUAUUAUAAUUUUGUUGUUGUCUUGUUUAAGUUCGGUGUGACGUUGCAAACGAUAGCAAAAAUGAUAUUAAUUUGUAGUUCCAUUACUUGAAAAGUAUAAAUCAUCUUGUAGCGCAAAUACUAAGACAAAAUAUACACCAAUUUAAACAUCGAGCAGUUA
Molecule: messenger RNA, 3639 nt
Organism: Bactrocera latifrons
Lineage: Eukaryota; Metazoa; Arthropoda; Insecta; Diptera; Tephritidae
Gene: Pfk
Product: ATP-dependent 6-phosphofructokinase
Exons: 11
Coding region: 486-2834 (782 amino acids)
Biological process (GO): fructose 1,6-bisphosphate metabolic process; canonical glycolysis; fructose 6-phosphate metabolic process
Cellular component (GO): cytoplasm; 6-phosphofructokinase complex
Molecular function (GO): ATP binding; identical protein binding; fructose-6-phosphate binding
Source: RefSeq, a predicted model, not a curated record